Molecule: messenger RNA, 2962 nt
Organism: Carassius gibelio (silver crucian carp)
Lineage: Eukaryota; Metazoa; Chordata; Actinopteri; Cypriniformes; Cyprinidae
Product: palmitoyltransferase ZDHHC20-A
Exons: 14
Coding region: 36-1154 (372 amino acids)
Biological process (GO): peptidyl-L-cysteine S-palmitoylation; synaptic vesicle maturation; protein targeting to membrane
Cellular component (GO): Golgi apparatus; endoplasmic reticulum
Molecular function (GO): protein-cysteine S-palmitoyltransferase activity
Source: RefSeq, a predicted model, not a curated record
CGUCACCGACACCCUUUCCGAGGCUCGGAUUAAAGAUGGCGCCCUCUCAUGUGUUAAAGUGCUGUCAGCGGGGCUUAGCCUGGAUACCUGUGAUUUUUAUCAACGCGAUCGUGUGCUGGUCCUACUACGCGUACGUGGUGGAGCUCUGUAUAUACACAAUCUCCAAAACAGAGGAGCAAGUUAUUUAUCUGUUAGUGUUUCACGUCUUUUUCUUCAUGUUCAUAUGGUCCUACUGGAAGACCAUCAUUUCCAAGCCUGUCGGCCCCUCGAAAGAGUUCUGUCUCCCUAAAGUGGACAAAGAGCUCUACGAGAAAGAGGAGAAUGCAGAGGCCCAGCAGGAAAUCCUGAAGAGAGUGGCCAGAAAUUUACCCAUAUAUACACGCACAGGAUCUGGGGCUAUCCGGUACUGUGACUGCUGUCAGUUGAUCAAACCGGACCGAUGUCAUCACUGCUCGACCUGUGACAGAUGCGUGCUGAAAAUGGAUCACCACUGUCCAUGGGUUAAUAACUGUGUUGGAUUCUCCAACUAUAAAUUCUUUGUGCUGUUCCUGGUGUACUCUAUGCUGUACUGCGUCUACACUGCUGCCACUGUUUUGCAGUAUUUUAUCAAGUUCUGGACACUUUGCAGACGGAGGGCUAUAGAGCAUUGCCCGGAGAAUCACCUGCCAGACACUCAUGCAAAGUUCCACGUGCUGUUCCUGUUCUUCGUGGCAGCCAUGUUCUUCAUCAGUGUCCUGUCACUCUUCAGCUACCACCUGUGGCUCGUGGGAAAAAACAGAACCACUAUAGAGGCGUUCAGGGCACCAGUGUUCAGAAAUGGCCCAGAUAAAAAUGGCUUCACUCUGGGAUUCCGCAAGAAUGUCACCCAGGUGUUCGGAGACCAGAAGAAAUUUUGGUUCUUGCCCAUUUACAGCAGUUUGGGAGAUGGCUACACGUUCCCUACCCGCCUAGUCAACAAAGACUCAGAGCAAGGCAAUGUUGAACACCAGGCCAUUAAAUGCACUGUUGAUGGACAGACAAACCCCAGACCUCUGAGUGAGUCACAGAACCAUCUCCUAACCAAUGAUAUUCACUCUGAGAAGCAGAAAGACCAAAGCCCGACCAACAUCGAGGUGUGUCAGCCUGUUUCAAUUACUAUGGUGAAUGAGUCCUAAUCAGGACUUUGGCAUGGCACCAGGAUUUUUUCUCAUUUAUGAGUACUGUUGUCACGAGACCUCAUGUGAAAGCACACAACCCUCAAGAUAUCAUGCCUUAUAUGGAAAUGACCUGCAGUGCAUAGCUGUGGUGGAUGUAUUUACCUGUGCUCAUAUCCGCACAAACUCUCAAGCUCUUCACACCAAACAAGUCUUUCGUUUUAUGAUGGUCUCCAACCAUGCACAUUUAUUUGACCAAAAUACCCUAAAAUGACCUUCAGGUUGUUCUGUCCAAUGUAAAAUGUAUUUAUACUGGUUUUUCUCUGGGACUGCUUUAUUUUUGUAGACCUGGCAGGUGUUUCUACCCAAGAUGCACUUUUGUCACCAAGGAUCGGUGUGGAAUGCUUUGCAGAUGUUUACAGAUCUGAAUGAACAGAUCUGCAAUACACUGUAUAAAGUGUAUUGCAGUAUUUGAUUAGAUUGUGUUCUUCAAAUGAGAUACAUUUCACUUCACAGCAGUGUAAAACCUGAGCUAAUGUACCUUAGGAGUUUCUCAAGUAUUUUGUUAAAUAAUAAUUCAGAAGAAAGUGCAAUGAGGUAUUUAAUACUUUCUAUAUCUUUACAUUAAUGUAAUAUUUGUUGAAAACUCUAUUUAGUAUUCGGUGAUAGCAAACAACUUUGACACCUCUACCCAUUCAUUGACACUAUUUUUCUAUUUUUCAUUGCAUUUAAAUGUUUUCACCUUUUCCAAACCUCAUUCCCCAUAUUAUUAAUCUAUCAUCUUGUGCCUUUAAAUGAGGAUUAAAUUUAGCAGCAGAUGGUGAAUUGUGACAUUAAAGCACACUUAAGAUUCCCAGGUUGUGUACUAUACGCAGAUCAGUUGAUUAUUAUAGAAGGAUCUCAGGCCAAGAUGUUAAACUUACCACCUGCAUCAAAUAUGGCAAAAUGAAUAUAGCAAAUAGUUUCAGUGGAGUUUUGACAUGCAUUCCUCAAUUUAAGUUUUUAUUCCACAUGAACAUAUAAUGAUGUGCAGUUUAUAGUUUUGUUGCGUGAGGUCUGUUUACAGCUGCACUGGAGGACUCUGACCUCACAAGGAAGCUCUUGUGUGACUGAAAUACAUGCAUUCUUUGAGCAAGAUACGUGGUAAUAUUUUAAAGUCUCUAAAACUCAUCAUUUCGGAGUUGAUGCUCACAGAAGUCAAUGAAUAAUGUUUUUUAUUUUGGUUUUAUAGAAUUUUCAAUUAAUGUUAUUGCAUGUUAAUGUGAAAAGCAAUGAAGGGGCGAUGAUUUACUGCUUUAAUGGUGCCUUCUAUAGCAGAACUUGAACUGAUGUAACCAUAACAACAUAAUACUGAAAUCUGCCAUGCAUGUAAAAAAUAAUUCCUGAUGGCUGCUGCAUCUGCUGGAAGUCAUGUGCUAUUUGUCUGAGGAUACGAUUGUCUUUAUGAACAUUUCUACAGCCAAGGACAGCGAUUAUGCCAAAUAGAAAUCAUUUAAAUAUCAAUGAACUCACUAAUCACUUACUCCCUCAUGAAUAUGUAAUGUUACUGGAAUUUGAAUACCAAACAUAUGUAGGACCAAUUUCUUUUUCUGAUUUUCAUUAUCUUUUUACGGGUGAGGGAAAGAGUGUACAGAAUUUUCAUCUUUUUUUUUGUACUUACCCUGCAGGCCAGUUUGGUUCAUGAUGUUAUAUUUUAAGAUGUUUCUGAUGUCUGAACAGUUUGCACAGAUUUUCCUUCCUAAUUCAAUGUAAUGUUUGUACUUUGCAGAUUAAACAAGUAUUCAAUGUAUGCAUUAUAGUAUUAAGACUUAAUAAAACAUUCGGCACUC